Messenger RNA from Hypoxylon trugodes, 1637 nucleotides. RefSeq names its product SnoaL-domain-containing protein. The coding region runs from base 150 to 1010 and encodes 286 amino acids. The transcript has a single exon. NCBI's taxonomy places the organism in Eukaryota, Fungi, Ascomycota, Sordariomycetes, Xylariales, Hypoxylaceae. The record is from RefSeq and is a predicted model, not a curated record. Gene Ontology annotation, biological process: polyketide metabolic process.
UCAACAUAAACCUGUUUUACAUCUUAAAGCAAGUCAAUUGUCUAACAUAUAAAUGCCAAAUAACAGAAGGUAUAGUUGCAAUGAUAUUCUAAAACUUCUGAUAAUUUUAUUAAAGAAUUAGGUCAAGUCGGAAGCAAUUGAAGAUUAGGAUGGCCGAUAUCGAAGCGACGUAUAAAUCUCUUAUUCAAUGUGCUAACGAGCGGAAAUGGGAAGACUUGGCAAAAUAUAUGAAUUCUCACUUCACCAAGGAUGGCCAAGACUCUACUCUUGAGAGUUACGCCACAUAUAUGAAAUCAACAGGCAAUUUCAAGGCCAAUAUUGAUUCGAUUACAGUUGACCGACAUUCUCAGCGUCUAGGCGCCACCGUCCUCGUGGACUUCAAAUUUUCAAAAGCAAACGAUGAGGGCACCAAAUCAGCUGGCAGAACCAUCUCUUUCUUGGAGCAACAAAUUAUUUGGUUCGUCGAGGGUAAAGUAGCCAAGGUGUUUAUAGUAGCAGACCGCGACGAGAUGCAUCGCCAUAUAUCAGACCCGAGUGUCACUUUCACACCAGACCUCAUCCGCGAGUAUAAGCUGCCAAGCGCUACUUCGGGCAUAAAGCUUUCCGCGAGCAAACUGGAGGACACGUAUAGGACGUACAUCCGAUGCAUUAACGCGCAAACAAUGGAGACGGAUCUGCGCAAUUUCUGUCAUUCCCAAGUGGUCCACAACACCAAGACCUUAACGGAAGAGGGUUACCGGCUUCUGAUACAGGAAGCGUUCACAGCGAUCCCCGAUAUCACUUUCGAUCUCCACACCGUAAUCGCGGACGAGGAGGCGCAGCGGGUCGCCGCGCGAAUAGAAUUCACGGGAAAACCGGUGGGAAUGCUAAUGGGCGCAAAACCUAACGGUCGUGCCGUCAACUUCUGCGAGCACGUCACCUACCAAUUCAUGGAUGGCAAAAUCGCUAGGGUAUGGAGUAUUGUGGACUGGCCGUCAUACCGCGCGCAACUACAACCGGAUCAGCAGUAAAAUGAUGAGAUGCAAAUACCUAAGACCGAUUUUAGGAGCAUGCGGUGGUAAAAUCAUCAAAGAAUAACAAAUAACAAAUAUAAAUAAAUAAAUAAAACGGGUAGUUGUAUGCAUAAAAAGUUUGGAAUGAUAUAAAAAUAUCUGCUGCUUCACCUGCCGCCAAGACGGUUCCGAGAUCCAUUUUGACUGUUUCGCAUGUGAAAACAGUUCUCCCCUGGCAGCCCUGGCUAAUGAACUACCGUCAGGAUCUCAGAGUGACGACAAUGGCGCCGGCUUCUGAAGUCUGGGCGACCCACAAUGCCACGCCCCGUGUUCAGCGUUGGAAGAGCUUGUUUAAGAGCUCUGAGUAAUGUAGAAUUGUAAUGCUUACUUACAAAGUACAGGGAGUCUGAUAAACUCAACUAUUGAUUUUAAGACCCAAGACAAGAAAGUCUUGGCUUGUUCAUCACUGAUUGCGCGUCGACACUAUUUCUUCUCCGCCAACAUUGGGCUGAUUUUUUAAUCUAGGCGCAAUCGCCACUGCGAAGGUGAACAACUUGGCAAGUUCGCAUUGCGUGGUCAAAUCAUGAAAAGGAAGAAAAAACAUAUAAUAAACAAUUCAUAUGAAACAUGAGCAUCUGAUACGCU